UGCUUCUGUCUUCAAGCCAGUAAUCAGUUUGAACACAAUGGCUCCGGUAGACAACUCUCCAACGAGCAACAUGGGCGGUUUUGAGCUGGUUUGUUCCUCAAAAGCGAACGAUACCAUCCCGGUUCACAAAUACAAGUCCACUAAAACCGGGAUUACAAUAUGUAUUGGCGAGGUCGACGGCCCUAUCGUCGGAGGGAACUUCUGUCUCGCGACUCAGGCUUUUGAUGAUGAUGGGCUGCCGCACACCCUCGAGCACUUGAUUUUCUUGGGCAGCGAGGACUAUCCUUACAAAGGAGUCCUGGACCUUCUGGGAAACAGAUGUCUCGCUUCUGGGACUAAUGCUUGGACCGAUCGAGAUCAUACUAAUUACACGAUGACUACUGUCGGCAGCGAGGGAUUUCUUACUCUGAUGCCUAUCUAUCUAGAUCAUAUUCUUUUUCCUAAUCUAACAGACUCAGCAUACCUCACAGAAGUCCACUACAUAUCAGGGGAAGGCGAAGACCGCGGAGUAGUCUACUGCGAGAUGCAAAGUACUGAGAACACCGGAAAAACUCUAUCAAACACAGAACUAACCCGCGCAAUGUACCCCGGAAAAUGCGGGUACAAGUCAGUAGUUGGUGGAAUAAUGCAGAACCUCAGAGAGAGUACAAACAACGAGAAGGUCAAAGAAUUUCACCGUCAAUUCUACCGGCCCGAGAACCUGACAAUAAUAAUAACCGGACAGAUCCAGCACGCAGAAGUUUUCAAAGCUCUGCGUCCGUUGGAGGAAAAAAUCCUCUCUAAAGGCAGUCGUGGUUUGUUCGAGCGCCCUUGGCAUGAGCCAAUCCCCCCGUUCACCGAGAGUGUCGUCAACGACAUUCUUUACCCGUGCGAUGACGAAGACAACGGAAUAGUCAGCGUGGGCUGGCGCGGGCCUUCAGGCAUAACCGAGAUUUACGAAUUAACAGCUUGCUCUCUUUUGCUGAAGUAUCUCACGGACAAUUCGGUGAGUCCAAUCCAGAAAGAGUUUGUAGAAAUUGAUGAUCCGUACUGUUGCAACGUCGACUACUACCUGACGGAAAACUCCGAGUCGAUGCUCCAGUUGUCCUUCAGCGGAGUUCCUAUUCCCAAAAUUCCGUUGGUAAAGAACCACCUGACCAAAAUUCUAGGGGACAUUCUCCAGAGCAAUGAAGUCGACGGAGGGAUAGACAUGCCAAGAAUGGCUACGGUUAUCCAUCGUCACCAGCUGGAGACUCUCAGCAGCCUGGAAAACAUGCCUCAUGAUGCAAUCACCUACAUGCUGAUCGGCGACGCGCUCUAUGGCCGCGAUGUCAGUGACUUGGAGCAGAGAUUGAAUACUAUCGAGGACUUGAAGAAGCUGGGCAAGGAACCGGCGAGUUUCUGGAUUAACUUGCUGAAGAAGUAUCUGAUCGACGCUCCUUCGGCGGUGAUUAAUGCUACGCCGAGUAUUGCCAAGCAGAAGGAGAUGGACGAGCAGGAGAAGAAGCGCAUUGCAGAAAGAAUUGAACAAUUGGGCAAAGAAGGGCUUGAAGAAAAAGAAAAAGCGUACUUGCAAGCUGUCAAGCAGAAUGAUGCUCCCAUUCCUGAUGAAGUUCUGAGCAGCGUCCCGGUUCCUGGAACUGAUUCGAUUAACUUCCAUCAUAUCCGCAGCUUCACCACUGGAGGCGGUGAUCAGCACCCGAGACUUGAUGUUAACAAGUUGUCGCUGUUUACCUACUUGGAUCAUGUCAACACUAACUUUGCUUACUUGUUCGUGGUGAUGGACACUCUCAAGGUACCCAAGGAAGCUAGACCUUACAUGCCGCUGAUUUUAGAAGCCAUUGGAGAGUGUCCUAUUAAUAGAGACGGAGAGCUAGUGCCGUAUGAAGACGUCGUCGCGGAAUUAGAAGCUGAUACCAUUGCUGUUAGCUUGAGGAUGGGCUUUGAAAGCCCUUCAAGGUUUACUUGUGGUGCUUACAGUCACAGUGUUAAUUUAAUGCUGCAGCUUGAAUUGUCAAAAUAUCCUAAAGGCGUUCAAUGGAUCAAAGAAUUACUGUACGACACUAAAUUCACACCUGAGAGAUUGAAAAUAAUUUCUUCAAAGCUGCUGAAUGAAAUAACCCAGUGCAAAAAAGCAGGGAAUAAAAUCACUGGGGAUUUGAUGCGAGGAUUGAUAUACAGUAAAGAGAGCAAUCACUUCAAUUCGAGCUUACUGCGCCAGCAACAAUUCCUGACGAAAUUGGCCACUAGGUUGGGAACGCCAGAAGGCCAAGCAGAAGUUGUCGCUGAAGUAGAAGCUGUCAUGAAGAUCCUGACUGCUAAAGACAACAUGGUUUUGUAUAUGGCGACUAAUGUCGAUAAAUUGAGCGCCCAAGUUACUGAGUUGUACAAGCCCUGGUGGACUUUCUUUAAUUUCGACAACUUUGAUACGUUUGAUAAAAAUAAAUUGAACGUGACACCUGAUUGGAAAUUAAUGAAUCCAAGAGAAGAAAUACCCUUGGAAGGUUGUGUUCUAGGACUUGGAUGUGUAGAGUCUGCCUAUUUAUCACAAACUGGACCUUGUCUUAAUGACUUUGAGAGUCCAGACUUAGCUCCUUUGCUUGUUUGUCUUCAGUAUUUAACUCAAGUUGAGGGACCAAUGUGGAGACAAGUUAGAGGCCAAGGUUUUGCAUACGGUUGCAAUUUAUACGCAAAACCAAACGAAGGUUUGCUCUACCUGACAUUUUAUGCAUCCACGGAUGUAAUUGGAGCGUACAAGGAAACUAAAGCCAUUGUCAGCAGCCUCAUUACCGAGAAUUCCUGGGAGCGAUUGCUCUACGACUCCGCCAAGUCAUCUCUGAUCUUCGAAAUCGUCGAGAGAGAGAAAAGCGUCGGAGACGCCGUAUCUCAGUCUCUAUUAUCAUACUUUAAGAACGUUUUCCACGACUACAACCGCUCGAUGGUCCAAAAGAUCUACACCGUCAGCAUUAAAGACUUGAACCGCGUGGCUAAUAAAUACAUCAAGCCGCUUUUUGAUCCCAAACAAUGCAAAACUACCAUUGUUUGCUCUCCUUCCAAGGUCGCUGAGAUUGCUAAUGCUUUCAAAGGCUUCAGUCAAAAUUUGAAAGUCUUUAAUACUCUGGAAAGUAGUUACCUCAACGAGUGGUGAAUUAAGAUUGUUUCUUUUUUCUUUUUGCUUUCUAUUAAAUAGACUAAGAUCAAAACGCCUGA
Messenger RNA from Cotesia glomerata, 3189 nucleotides. RefSeq lists its product as uncharacterized. Gene Ontology annotation, molecular function: metal ion binding. The record is from RefSeq and is a predicted model, not a curated record. NCBI's taxonomy places the organism in Eukaryota, Metazoa, Arthropoda, Insecta, Hymenoptera, Braconidae. The coding region runs from base 38 to 3127 and encodes 1029 amino acids. The transcript has 9 exons.